Messenger RNA from Piliocolobus tephrosceles (Ugandan red Colobus), 1142 nucleotides. It is a transcript of the gene CUNHXorf65, whose product is annotated as chromosome unknown CXorf65 homolog. Lineage: Eukaryota; Metazoa; Chordata; Mammalia; Primates; Cercopithecidae. The record is from RefSeq and is a predicted model, not a curated record. The transcript has 3 exons. Bases 369 to 668 code for a protein of 99 amino acids.
AAAAAAAAAAAAAAAAAAAAGAGUUAGACUUACUAUGUUGCCCCCCCUUUCCAACUAAUCUUUAACAUACCCCACCCAAGUUUUUCUCUCCUUAUCAUUACUCCACUUUUUGGCCACACCUGCCACUUCUGACCUCAUAAUCCCUCAACUGCAGCCUCAGGCCCCACCCCUGGGGAUACUGGUUAUCCACAACUACCAACAGCUCUCUCCUGCCUGUCCAGCCUGGGCAUCCUCAGCCUAUGAAAUCCAUCUGCCUCUCCAGUCCACCAACCCUAUAGGCCUAUUUGCCCCACACAAGGCUUCUAGAACACCCUCCUUCUGCAUGACUCAUCAGGGCAUUUUGUGAAGAGUGAGACGAUCUUGAGGGCAUGUUCAUCUUCAUCAAACAUGGAGAUAAUCAGCAGUUUCUGGUCAAUACCAACUGUGCUGUCGUCGUGUUGCUGCAUUACAUCCGCAGUAAAGUAAAGUUGCCUAAAACAAGCACCAUCGAUUUGUGUGAACAAACGGGGAAAAUGAAGAUGCUUUUCCUGAUGAAGCCCACCCAUGCAGAGUAUGCCAGCAAAUACCUUACAGCUCGAAGCACCUACUACGUCUGUAAGGUGGAGCGUGGGCCACCAGGUAGAGGCUCAGGAAUGUUCCCCAGAAAUAGAACAAUGCCUUCAAGAUAGAUUAUGAACCUUAUCUUUAAAACAAGGCAUCCAAGGCUGGGCACAGUGGUUUAUGCUUGUAAUCUCAGCACUUUGAGAGGCCAAGGCGGGAGAAUUGAUAGAGGGCAGGAGUUUGAGACUAGCCUGGGCAGCAUAACAAGACCCUGCCUCCAAAACCAAAACCAAAACCAAAAACAACCAAAACCAAAUUAAAACAAAAAACAGAACACCCUCAAAAAACAGAACGCCCUCAACUAGAUCCAAAUUGACCAUCUCUAGUCAGCCUAAGGAAGGGCACUACCUCUAUAAUAAUAGGUUAUCUGACACAUACUCUCCCCUAGGCCCAUACCUAAGGGGAAGAAGUAAGAUCCACUAGCUUAAAGUAGUUUGUUUGUUUGUUUUGUUUUGUUUUUUGGAGACGGAGUUUCGCUCUUGUUGUCCAGUUGUUGAGGCUGGAGUGCAAUGGGCGAUCUCAGCUCAUUGCAACCUCCGCCU